AUGUUACUCAAGUACCAACUGGAAGAAGCUAAGAAUUUAGUAAACGAAAGAAAAGAUUUCAUAAGAAGGCUUGAACUUGAAAGAAGAGAAGCAUCUUUAAAUGGCGUUGUUCAUAGGCUUAAACAAGAAGAAAAUUUAGCUGUCGAAUUGAAUUUAAUAAGACGUCAAGAAAUUAUUGAUGAAAAAAUGAGAUUACAUUUGUGGGAAAAUAAUCAUGAAUUAAGAGAAUUAGAGUCACAGUUAAAAGCAGCUUAUAUACAAGAGAAAAAGGCUAGAGAAAUUGUUGAAGAAGCUGUUGGAACUUUUGAGGAGCAAGAAAUUGCCAAUAAAUUAACAGAAAAAAAAUUAAAGGAUGAUUUUAGGCAUUCAUUACAAGAUCAAAUUAUUGAAAAAGAGAGACUUAGACAAUUGGAAUAUAUAUCAUUUAUGAAAGAGAAAAAUAUGUUUGAUGAUAUUAUUCAGAAAAUAAAAGAUGAUGAAAAAAGGGAAUUGGAAGAAAAAAGAUUUUUACAGCAAAAAUUAAAAGAGGAAAUGCAACAGCAUUUUGCUGCCAGGGCUGUGUGGAAAGCUAAAGAAAGACUUGUACUUCAGGAAGAAGAUGAAAAAAUUAAACAAAUAAAUGAAGAAAAAGAUAGAAUAAGACAAUUGGAAGAAGCUAAAGCCUUAUCGAAAAAAAUAUCAGUUCAAGAAAUGACUAGAAAAUUAAUGAAAGAAACCCAAGCGAAAGUUCGUAAAAAAGCUGAAGAAAAGGAACUUGAUUAUCAAUUUGCUCAACAAAUGAAAUUAAAAAUUGAAGCUGAGGAUAGAGCAGAAAAAGAAAAAAUAGAAAAAAGACGUCAGGAACAAAUACAUAAUUUUAAUUAUAACAAGGAAGCGAUGAGACUAAAAAUACAAGAGAGAGCUGAAGGAUUAAAAUUAACUCAACUUUUAAAUCGUUUAGAAGAAAAUGAAGAAAAUAAAAAAGCUGAAUUAGUUAAAGAGGAAAGAAUAAAAACUUUAAAAACGCAUGCACCUAAAUUAUGGGAACAUAAAACAGUAUUUUCAAUCAUUUAUUUUAUGCUCCGAGUGUAA
Messenger RNA from Pediculus humanus corporis (human body louse), 1071 nucleotides. Its product is annotated as myosin heavy chain, cardiac muscle alpha isoform, putative. Gene Ontology annotation, biological process: cilium organization. The coding region runs from base 1 to 1071 and encodes 356 amino acids. The record is from RefSeq and is a predicted model, not a curated record. The transcript is spliced from 6 exons. NCBI's taxonomy places the organism in Eukaryota, Metazoa, Arthropoda, Insecta, Psocodea, Pediculidae. Gene Ontology annotation, cellular component: motile cilium.